Molecule: messenger RNA, 2775 nt
Organism: Mustela lutreola (European mink)
Lineage: Eukaryota; Metazoa; Chordata; Mammalia; Carnivora; Mustelidae
Gene: METTL8
Product: methyltransferase 8, tRNA N3-cytidine
Exons: 11
Coding region: 235-1500 (421 amino acids)
Molecular function (GO): tRNA (cytidine-N3)-methyltransferase activity
Source: RefSeq, a predicted model, not a curated record
ACACCCCUUUCCGGCUCUGCACGCGGCGCGGGCCAGAGCCCUGGGGGCGCUGUGCUGCCGCCUCCUGGUGUCGGUUUACAGUACGAAUUGUGCCGCCCCGGUACCCUCACUCCCCCGAUUUUCGUUCUGGGAGGCCCUGGCCGGGUGCCGAGAGGGGCGCUGUAUCGAGUGCGACCUCCCCUCCCCCAAAGCAGCGUCCAUGCUAAAGGACUUGAUAGGAAGAACCACUCUGGGAUGGUGAGCUGCAGUUGGGAACCUAUAGGCAAAGUACUGAUUACGAUGAAUGUGAUUUGGAGAAAUUCUGUUUCCUGUCUGAGGAUAAAAAAGGUGCCACAUAGAUACCAAAGUGGUAAUCACCCAAUGGUCCCUCUGGGAUCAAGGAUUUUAACUGACCCAGCCAAAGUUUUUGAACACAACAUGUGGGAUCACAUGCAAUGGUCUGAAGAAGAAGAAGCAGCAGCUGGGAAAAAAGUAGAGGAAAACUCAGCUGUGCGAGUCCUUCUGGAAGAACAAGUUAAGUAUGAGAAUGAAGCUAGUAAAUAUUGGAACACAUUUUAUAAGAUUCAUAAGAAUAAGUUUUUCAAGGAUCGUAAUUGGCUGUUGAGGGAAUUUCCUGAAAUUAUUCCAGUUGAUCAAAAAACUGAACAGAAGCUGCAGGAAUUAUCAUGGGAUCAUGCAAAAACUAGUGCUGCAGAUGGUUUCUCAAGAAGGCACUGCCCUACUAUGCCUGAAGAAAACAAUCAUAAGAAAAGUUGUGGUUCAUCAGGUAGUCAAAGCAAAGUGGGAUCACAUUUUUCCAACCUGGAAUCUAAAGAAAACAGAAAAGGACCUCUGAAGACAGAAUUGUUUCCUGGUAGCAACGCCACUUUCAGAAUCCUAGAGGUUGGCUGUGGAGCUGGAAAUAGUGUUUUUCCAAUUUUGAACACUUUACAGAAUGUUCCAGAGUCCUUUCUUUACUGUUGUGAUUUUGCUUCCAGAGCUGUGGAGCUAGUAAAGUUGCACUCGUCCUACAGAGCAGCCCAGUGCUAUGCCUUUGUUCAUGACGUCUGUGAUGAGGGCUUACCUUACCCUUUUCCAGAUGGGAUACUGGACGUCAUUCUCCUUGUCUUUGUGCUCUCUUCCAUUCAUCCUGACAGGAUGCAAGGCGUUGUAAACCGACUGUCCAACUUACUGAAACCUGGAGGAGUGCUAUUAUUUCGGGACUAUGGAAGAUAUGAUAAGACUCAGCUUCGUUUUAAAAGGGGACAUUGCUUAUCUGAAAAUUUUUAUGUUCGAGGAGAUGGUACCAGAGUAUAUUUCUUUACAAAAGGGGAAGUCCACAAUAUGUUCUGCAAGGCUGGGUUAGAUGAGAAGCAAAAUCUGGUUGAUCGUCGUUUACAAGUGAAUAGGAAAAAACAAGUGAAAAUGCACCGAGUGUGGGUUCAAGGCAAAUUCCAGAAACCAUUACACUUGAUUCAAAAAACCUCCAAGUUGGGAUUUUCACUCCUUUUUCAUGGCUGAAUCAUGAGGAUUACACUGUACAAAGACUUCUGUAGAUCUUUCAUUUUUGAAAGGACAACCAGAAGAAAAGAGAAUUUGUAUAUCCUGCUGUUUAUCAUGGGUGAGCUCUUUUGUUUAAGCACUCGUGAAUGAUUUGGAAGAGUGUACCGUAUUCCGUGUUUUCAAAGCUUAAUGUGCUCAAGCUUGUUUGUGUUUAUGUCUAACCAUUUUGUUUGUUCUCUGAAAUUUAUAAGCUUUCAAUUAAAUUACUGCUAUAAGUCAGAUGAUUCUGAGAAACCAUACCCUGCCAUGUUUUAGAAGUGCAAAAAAAACAUUUGUUUAUAUGUUAGUCUAAUAGAGUUAAACUCUCUUCCUCUCUUAUCUGAUAGCAGAGAGACAGUACUCCUUUGUCCCGUCCCCCCCUCCCCCCGCAAGUCACAAGGCCUAGGUGAAUUUUUUGUUUUCACCUUUUCUGUUUACCCCAAAACUCUUUUUUUUUUUUUUUUUUUAAUUCGGAGACUAAUGUCUGAAAUAGAAUUUUAGUUUCUGUUUCCUAAAAGUGGGGAAGUAUGACCCAUGCUAACAUUAUUUUCAGGCUAUUAUUAGGUGUACACGUUAUUGUAAGCUCUCUUUAAGUCAACUGUUAUACCCCCCCAAAAUUCUUAUUACCACCUUGCCUCAAAAAGGAUUUAAGUUGGCUUGCAAAUUGCACUUUGUAAAAAUGGAGUUUCUAAGAUUGGUUUUUCAUUUGUCAUACAACAUAUACUGAAUACUUUACAUUGUGCUAAAUUAUAUGGACUAAUACAAUAAAUACAGACCCAGCCUUGUCUUCAGAGAGCAUAGAUAGAAUCUGGCUGUCAAAGCAAAACAUGCACAUCCCAAGCUUCUAAAUCACAGUCUCAGAUAAUAUAUAAACAGGUACUCAAAUAGGGAACUUAGCAGCUAGCAGACUUUGAGCCACAGAAAUCUAGAAGAAAUGGAAAUCUCUAGAAGGACUACCAUUGGAAAAAUUCAGUUCCCACUCUUUUUCCUUUUUGAAUGCACUUAAAAUUCAGUUUUCGGAAGAAUGUGAUUGGUCUAACUUGAGUCAUGGAUUCAUCUCUCAACAUUUUGGGGCAGGGAAGCUUCAUUGAUGGUGCCACCUGAAUGUAUGGAGGUGCAGGAAAGUUCCUCAAAGGAAAAGGAAGGCACUGUUAUCAAAAGAAACAGUCACAAACAGCGCGUCCCAGAGUAGUGUUAGUGGCAGCAAUAGUGGUUCCAAAGAGAAAGAUUAGUUGGUGGGAAGGAAGGGGGAAA